UACAGCAUAUAAUUUGUAGCACCAUAUAGGAGACCAUAUAAGUUUGUAUAAGACUACCAGUUUCAUUUAGGUUUCAGGAUCUUAGUCUACGUAGUAAGUCUAGUUUGGACAAAAACAAUGGCUGAUCGUUUCCAAACAAGUGAGAAAUCAAGUUCAUUCCCAGAUUGCCCAUCAGCUGAGGCCUAUUGUGUUGCGUCAGCCAAUGGGAGAGGAGCUCAUUAGAACCGCCAGCCUCCAGCAUGGAUUGAUUAGGAAAACCUGCUCGAGGAUCCGCAGUUUGAGGCCUGAACGCUGAGCUGCACCAUCAACUCUAAUUCUCAUUAAUGGCCGUUCAACAGCGAGACUGCGACUGCUCACAUUCCCACACUGGACUUCUGUGGUGAAGGACUUCAGGCUCCAGCUGCAGGGACAAGAACAAGACCAGCAGAAGAGCACAUUGUUCCAGAGUUUGGAGAACUUUCUGAGACAGCUUUUUAUCCCUAUUAUGGACUUAAUUAACGCUACUAUCACAGCUAUUUAACAGCAGCCCGUGUGAUUUUUGUGGUGGUAGUAGUAGUGUUUUUUUUUUUUUUUGCCUGUGGGCCUUCUACAGUUGAGGAGUGUGCGAUGUGUGAUGUAUCUGAAAGCCCUGGGUCGGAGUGCAGUGAGCUGGUCCGGACCGUGUGCCCGCCAGCCCCCGGCCCCGAGGCCCUGCAUCUCCAGGAGCCCAGCCUGCUCUUCAACAGGGCCGCGGCCUUCAAUGGCCUCAGCCCGUCUCAGGCCCAGACUUUUUUCCCCUUCGCGGCGGUAGGAGGCGACUUCAGAGCCGCGGAGGUGCAGCUGGGGGACUUCACCCAGGCCAAGCCCUGGUACCCCUUUCCAGGUCAUGAUUACUUGGGCCAGGUGGCAGGAGGGCAGAUAGCGGGGGCCCAGCCGGCCAACAUCAGCCCUCCCAUCGCCGAGACCCGGGAGCAGAUCAGGAUGCCUGAGGUGAAAACUGAGAAGGAGGUGAGGGAGGAUGAGUAUGGGGAGGCCAAGCUGCAGCAGCAGCCCCAGUUCCCCACCUCCGGGGCAUCGGGUCUUUACUAUCCCGCCCCGUGGCCCCCAUCCUUCUGGCACGGCCUGCCCCACGUCUCAGCGCCGUGCGGUACCGGCCAGGGCCCCCCGGCUGUGUCCGUGCCGUCCUCUGCCUCGCCGUCCUCCUCGUCCCCGUCUCUUUCUCCGUCUCCCCCCUCCAGCGCCUUCUACACCGGGCCUCCGGCGCAGUUAGCGCCCACAGCACACGCGCACAGCGCCGGCAGGAGCAGCGGCUCGUCCAGCGGGGGCUGCAGCGAUUCUGAAGAAGAGGAAAACCUGACCACAGAAGAGUUGGAGCAGUUCGCUAAAGAGCUAAAGCACAAGCGCAUCACCCUCGGCUUCACUCAGGCAGAUGUAGGCCUGGCUCUGGGGAAUCUAUACGGGAAAAUGUUCAGUCAGACGACCAUCUGCCGCUUUGAAGCUCUUCAGCUCAGUUUUAAGAACAUGUGCAAGUUAAAGCCACUGCUGCAGAGAUGGCUGAAUGAAGCAGAGACCUCAGAUAACCCACAAGAUAUGUACAAGAUUGAGCGAGUUUUCGUCGAUACAAGAAAGAGAAAAAGGAGGACCAGUUUAGAGGGUUCAGUCCGCACUGCCCUCGAGUCCUACUUCUUAAAGUGCCCCAAACCCAACACACUGGAAAUCACGCACAUAUCUGAUGACCUUGGCUUGGAAAGAGAUGUGGUGCGUGUCUGGUUCUGUAACCGCAGACAGAAAGGCAAGCGUUUGGCUCUACCUUUUGACGACGAGUGCGCUGAGGGUCAAUAUUACGAACAGAGUCCAACACCCCCUCCACACAUGGGAGGUCCACCCCUGUCAGCUCAGGGUUAUCCAGGACCCACUCAUCCUGGGGGAGUCCCUGCUCUCUACAUGCCCCCCCUUCACCGACCAGACGUCUUCAAGCAGGCCCUGCACCCUGGACUGGUGAGCCACCUGUCCAGCUGAACUGACUGACUGUUUAGAGCCUUUCUCUUCAGUAUGGAGGAUGAAAUGGCUCCUAUAUGGAAGAAGACAUGUUUCCUGGUACACUUUUGCUCCAAGCCAAGCUAUGGAUUAAAACAUUCAAUCUAGACCCCCUUUGAGGUUCUUCUAACUUACUAUGUUGUCCAAAAAAUCUGCAAUCCACUCUAGUCCUAAUGUAUUUGAUCCUAUUAGGCUUCGAGCCACUCCCUGAUUUAUUCCCUGUUUCUUGACUUCUGACUAGUGGUUCUGCAGAACUUGCCUGGAUUAGAAGUGAGUCUUUGGAUCUUGGGAUCUAAAUGCGUUUUAAUGAAUGUAUUUGCACAUGCCAUUCGUUUGGUUUUUAAAACAUGUUUUAAAGAUGGAUUUUAGUUUUAUGAUCCCCCACCCCUUUUCCCUUUGCCCUUCCUCCUAUGUUUUAUGUACAUAUGUUUUAAUAGUACAAUAUUUUUGUUAAUGAGAUCAAAAUUGUCCUGCUUGCCAUAUUUUACUUGGGAAAUGGGUUAUGGGAAAACACUGGAAAUAUUUGUCAAAGGUUGUCAAUGCAUUUAAUGAUUUAACUGUGAUUUUAGUCAUGCUGUACAAAUGGGUUCUGGAAGGGCAUCGAUCACUGUUCCCUUAUGCCCAACAGGAUAUGAUUAAAUGGUGUUUUUAUGUAUAUGUGAAGAGGUCUUUGAACAGAAUUUUAGGAAGUUCUAUAAACUCAUGUAUACUAUGUAUAACACUCUUCAGUGCAUUAUGUACUGGAGGUCAAUUUCUGGUUUUCAUGUACACUACACCAAUGCAUAGACGUAUCAGCUGACCACUAGGUGCAAUGGAACCCCCCCCCCCCCCCUUCAAUGUGUUUUCCUUUUUUUAAUUUUUAAAUCUCAAUGGACAUCUAUGUGCCUUAUCUAUCUAUGACUUGCUGCCUCCUCUCUUACAACAAAUGUAAAUGAAACCAAAGCUGAUAAUUUAUUAAUGUAUCUGAUUCCUGACUAGCAGUUGAUCACCUCUAUUUGACUGUUAAAAAUUAAACCCAAUCCUUUGACAAUCCAA
Astyanax mexicanus (Mexican tetra) is the source of this 3051-nucleotide messenger RNA. It is a transcript of the gene pou5f3, whose product is annotated as POU domain, class 5, transcription factor 3. The record is from RefSeq and is a predicted model, not a curated record. Gene Ontology annotation, molecular function: RNA polymerase II cis-regulatory region sequence-specific DNA binding; DNA-binding transcription factor activity, RNA polymerase II-specific. NCBI's taxonomy places the organism in Eukaryota, Metazoa, Chordata, Actinopteri, Characiformes, Acestrorhamphidae. The coding region runs from base 607 to 1998 and encodes 463 amino acids. The transcript has 5 exons. Gene Ontology annotation, biological process: regulation of transcription by RNA polymerase II.